UUUUUUAUCCAACCACGAUAUCCCAACUUGCAUUCUACGGCCUCCUGUCAGUUUCAAAGAAACUAUACAGGCAUCAUCCCGUCAGCGAUCUCUGAGCUGGUUGCCUCGUGAAGGAAGCCCUCUUCUUUGUCAGGCACCACCCUUCGUAUCCCCUCACAUUCCGCGAUCAUGAGACUAGCACGACCCUCGAUCAAUCCUGGGCGGACGAAAAACAUCAUCCAUGGAGUUCAAGGAUUCAUCAUCUUCAUAGCAUGGGCUUGUACCAUUGCCGUGUUCACCAAAGGUGACGGUAUUGAUGGUCGAUCAGCCUGGUACUGGGCUUUGUGCUGGUUCAGCAUCCCCGGUCUUAUCUAUCUCGUCGCAGUGCCUAUGUGGCCGCGCGCACGCCGUUUCGGAAAUGUCUAUGCCUUUGCGACGGUCGACUGCCUGUAUGCCGUGCUAUGGUUUACUGCGUGGGUCUGCGUUGCCAGCUAUGUCGCGCAGGGGAAAUCCGAGGGCAAGGACAGCAAGCAGGAGGACAAGAACAAGGACAGUGAGAAGAAGACUGGAUGCGACAACUGGAAGUACGGCAGUGCCAGCAAAUGCAAUAUCAGCACGGCUACUUGCAUCAUGGGGGUUGUCAUCUUUUUACUAUUCAUUUUGACCGCUUUUAUGUCCUUCCGUAACGUGAUGCACUUCCGCCGGACUGGAACCCUGCCAGAUGCUGUCUCCGACCCUACUUUCGCGGCGCAGAGCCAGGCCGCCUUCUCGUCGAACCCCGCCCAUGAUUUCGAGGAAGAGGAUGAUUUCCGAUCGGGACGAGCUGGCGGAAUGGGCUCUUCCGUCCGUUCCGACCGCGAUGAGGACUACGCCCUCCUGCACCAGAGCGAGGUAGAUGAGUUCGGAAACCCGAACGGACGCACCGCGAUGCACGGCGCCUACGACCCCACGGCUUCCAACGCCGGAGGAAGCGUCCUUCAUGAUUACAACACGGUCAACACCGCCACCAGCUACGGCGGUGCACAUGGGCAACACUACGCACCGAACUCGGAAUACGCCCCGCCGUCGGAAUGGGGCAUGGGCUCCAGUGUCAGCGGCUACGGACGCUAA
Aspergillus nomiae NRRL 13137 is the source of this 1089-nucleotide messenger RNA. RefSeq lists its product as uncharacterized. The transcript is spliced from 3 exons. The record is from RefSeq and is a predicted model, not a curated record. NCBI's taxonomy places the organism in Eukaryota, Fungi, Ascomycota, Eurotiomycetes, Eurotiales, Aspergillaceae. The annotation marks the transcript as partial. Gene Ontology annotation, cellular component: membrane.